AUGGCGGCGCUUUUGGGCCUCCUCUCGCCUUUCUAUCUGCUCCUCUCUGCUCGCGCAUCUGGCGUGCCCAGCCCUCAGUCAAUUGCAUCUGAUUUGUCCAUUAUUACUCACAAUGACCUCUAUGGCCACGCUUCCACUAGACGAGCCGCAGGCAUCCUACUAACUACCCCUUAUACCUAUUCGGCCGCCCGUUCCCAAUGCGCCGCUCUCGACACCACGCUCUGGAAUCCCAGCAGCUAUGCUCAAGACCCAGCCUAUCUUGAAUACCUCAGUUAUGCAAAACUUGCCGGUCCUGACUGCCUCUUCUGGGUCCACGGCAACUCAACCUCACAGUGCACAGCAAUAUCAACUCGUGGCCAGUUGGAGCACUACCCAUGUGACAAGCACUUGCCUGUUUUGUGCUCAACCACUGCCGCCUCCACCUCCACCUCCACCUCCCUACCCCGCAUCGCCGUCACAACUAACAAUGCUACCAUCAUAGGCCGUCGGGAUGACUCCUCCCCGUCUUUUCGUUUCUUUGGCAUCAAGUAUGGCGCUCUUCCAGCCCGCUUUGCCCACUCGACAUACUUACCCCCUACGCCCGGUUCAAACACGACGGCACUCGACUAUGCUCCCAUAUGUAUGCAGGUCUCGUAUGCCUCUCCAGACCCAAACGUCUAUGCCGAAGACUGCCUCUUCCUCAACAUAUGGACCCCAUAUCUCCCCAAUCCUGCAAACAAAACUCCAAAGCUCAAGGCCGUCAUGGUCUGGCUGCAUGGCGGCGGUUUCCUCACUGGAACAGCAAGUGAUCCUACUUAUGACGGCUCUGCCCUGGCAUCUCGAGGAGACGUUGUCGUCGUGUCCGUCGACUAUCGCCUGUCCACCCUCGGCGGUCUUGCCCUAAGCAAUUCUUCACUGACAGGAAACUAUGGUCUCGGCGAUGUAAUUACUGCCUUGGAUUGGGUUCGUGCUCACAUUGCUGAUUUUGGCGGUGACAAAGACAGGAUUACCGUCUUCGGACAGAGUGCAGGAGCGUCUCUGGUAAGAGCCUUGCUGGCAUCACCACUGGCACAAGACAAGUUUGCUCGCUCAAUCAUGAUGAGCAAUCCUCAGGGCAUGGGCUACUCGACAUCUUUUUCAAAAUACUCGACUAUUGCAGAGGAAACCAAACGUACCCAGGCUCUCGUUGCUGAAGUGGGCUGCGGGCAACUCCAGGGUGAGGAUAUGGUCCAGUGCCUACGCAAGGUAGAUCCAUGGGCAUUGAUCAAUGCAAAUAACGCUGCCGGUUUCCCAGUCAUUGAUGGCAAAUUGCUAACAGGUCCCCUCCUUCUUAACCCAUCAGCACCUAAAACAAGACAACCUGUCAUGAUGGGCAUCCUGCACGACGACGGCUCAACAUUUACGUCCUAUCCAACCUCCUCCGAUCUCUCCGUGGUCCUCUCUUCUCAAGGUUACCCUGCCUCCACCAUUCCCACCUCAAACGCCUUUCCCCUUCCAGAUAUCACCAACAGGCAAAGCACUGCCUACACCGGAACUGUAAACCGCAUUUUCGACAAAGUCUACACCUACGAAUUCAACAGAUCUUUUCAACUUCAAGGGUGGAGUCCCAAUCCCCCAGCUUGCGAAGCUCCCAUCACACCAGACUACCCUUUUGGCAACCCAAAUCUACCGUACUACAAAUGCCACUCGGGCGAUCUGACCACCGUCUUCGGCACCGUCGUCCCACAAGGCAGACCCCUUCGUGACGACUAUGAUAUUCCCUUUUCCCAAUUCGUUCUCGAUUCCUGGACUGCUUUUGCGCGAACGGGCGAUCCCAAUCCGGAUCCCGCCUUCUUGAAAGCUAGGGAUUUCACAAAUACUACAGCGAUGCUUGAGGUGCAAGGGACUUGGGAUCCGGUUGAUGUCAAGAAGCCCAUGUUGAAGGUACUAGAUGUGGGGGAGAAGGGUGGUAUGACGGAGUUUAGAGAGGAGGUGCAGUGCGAGGUUUUGGGCUUUGGGUUGGAGUAUUACAAUAAGUAG
Bipolaris oryzae ATCC 44560 is the source of this 1998-nucleotide messenger RNA. RefSeq lists its product as uncharacterized. Lineage: Eukaryota; Fungi; Ascomycota; Dothideomycetes; Pleosporales; Pleosporaceae. Bases 1 to 1998 code for a protein of 665 amino acids. Gene Ontology annotation, molecular function: cholinesterase activity. The transcript has 4 exons. The record is from RefSeq and is a predicted model, not a curated record.